UAACAGUGAAGAAGAGUAUCGAGGGCAGACAAGACCACUCAGGCUCUGAGGGCUGUUAUUAAACAUUUUCGCGCUGACACACACAUUUGAAGAGAACUGCUGCCAACUGCACUGAAACACCAAAGCUGAAGAGAAAAUGGACAGCAUUAGCAAUGAAAAAUAUUUCUCUGUGUCGAAUGAAAACGAUGAAGAUUUAGACCUUGACGUCUGGAUACCUCCGGAUGCUGAUCUGCUACAAAAGAUGGUCUCUCAGAUUGAGUAUUAUCUCUCUGAUGAGAAUCUGGCCAAGGAUGCUUUCCUUUUAAAGCAUGUCCGAAGAAAUAAGAUGGGUUACGUCAAUAUCAAGUUGCUGACCUCUUUUAAAAAGAUGAAGCAGCUCACAAAAGACUGGCGGGUUACAGCCUACGCCCUCCGCCAUUCUGUAAAACUAGAGGUGAACGAAGAGGGAAAUAAAGUGCGCAGAAUAGAACCGGUGCCCGAGUCUGUCCUCUUUCAGGUACCAAGCAGACUGCUGCUGGUCUGGAACGUCACAGAAUCAAAUCUGACCGAGGACAUGGCACAUGACCCAUCAACACCUCGCAAGAGCACCAUGGAAACUGCUAUUGCAAUUCUGGAGCCAUUUGGCACCAUCACCAUGGCUCGGGUCAACAGACCUGGCAGAGAGCUUCUUCCCGAGCUUCAGAAAUACAGCUACAGAUACCCAGAGCUGUUCACUAAGGAGAGCGUAUUAGUGGAAUAUGAAGAUCUGGAAGGAGCUGGACGUGCUUACCACCAACUCUCACAGUCUGAAGGUAACAUGAGAGUACUCCUGGUGGGGAAAGCUUCCAAAAAGAAAGCUGUGGAUGUGGGUUUGGAGGACAGAAGUAACGGGAAGGGGAUCUCCAUCCUGAACCAGCGCAUGUUACAGCUUCAGACUUGUGGUGAAGACUCCUCAGCAUGCAGCUCCUCAGAAUCCGAGUUCGCUUGUUCAUCGCCUCUAAGCAUCCCUCGCGUUUUCUCCGGCCAGGUGUGUAGCAGCCCCUUAAACAGCCCACGUUCCAGCCCUAGAUGUGUCCGUGCACCCCUUCCAGGCCCUCGCAUUUCUCCACUCUUAGCCUCAGAAGUCUGGGGCAGUCCAGAAACAAGUCCAGAACUGCGAGAGAAACGCAAGUUGUGCACCAACCAAAACAGACACUGUCAGACGAGUGAAAAAAGGCUACUAAAUGGAGAGGCGGCGCCUCCCGGAGUCCUACGCCUGCCUUAUGGUCCUGAUGGGAGUAAAGGUUUUCAUGCGAUCAUAGUUAGAAGACGACUUCAUUACUCAUUUAAAGUAUAAGUAAGCAGUUAUUUCGUCGCUGUUUGUCAUUUGACUUUCUGACUUCUAAAUGUAAAUGUAUGUAAUGCUUCUGUUCUUGUAGCUUAAUAAACAAUUCAUCUUUUA
This is a messenger RNA of Hemibagrus wyckioides, 1420 nucleotides long. Its product is annotated as la-related protein 6-like. Gene Ontology annotation, cellular component: nucleus. The record is from RefSeq and is a predicted model, not a curated record. Gene Ontology annotation, biological process: RNA processing. Gene Ontology annotation, molecular function: mRNA binding. Lineage: Eukaryota; Metazoa; Chordata; Actinopteri; Siluriformes; Bagridae. The coding region runs from base 137 to 1315 and encodes 392 amino acids. The transcript is spliced from 3 exons.